This is a messenger RNA of Brassicogethes aeneus, 2506 nucleotides long. The record is from the annotation of a GenBank genome assembly. Lineage: Eukaryota; Metazoa; Arthropoda; Insecta; Coleoptera; Nitidulidae.
UUACAUUUAAAUAACAUUACUUUCAAGUUUCAACUUUCUAUGAGGUCAACGUUCAAAAGCAUAUCAAUUAAACGUCUACAUUGCAAACAAAGUUUAAUUUAGUUUAUUUCGAGCCGUCCUUGGUUGACAAACAACACAAUGGCUGAUUUAAGGUUUGAUGGAAGAGUGGUUGUAGUUACAGGUGCUGGGGCUGGUUUGGGUAGGGCCUACGCUCUUCUGUUUGGGAGCCGUGGUGCAAAAGUGGUUGUAAAUGAUUUGGGAGGAGGGAGACAUGGGGAUGGCAGCUCCUCAAAAGCAGCUGACUCUGUGGUUGACGAAAUCAAAAGAAAUGGUGGAAUAGCAGUAGCUGAUUAUAAUUCUGUAGUGGAUGGAGAUAAAGUUAUUAAGACUGCUCUUGAUAAUUUUGGAAGAAUUGAUGUUUUGAUCAAUAAUGCUGGCAUUCUUCGUGAUAAAAGUUUUGUUAGGAUAUCAGAUCAAGAUUGGGAUCUGGUGCACAAUGUCCACCUCAAGGGCAGUUUUAAGGCGACGCAAGCCGCCUUCCCGGUAUUCAAGAAACAAGGCUACGGCAGGAUCGUGAUGACCUCCUCGAAUUCGGGUCUGUACGGGAACUUCGGCCAAGCCAACUACUCGGCCGCCAAGAUGGGUCUGGUCGGCCUGGCCAGCACGGUCGCAAUCGAGGGGGCCAAGAGCAACAUCCACUGCAACGUGAUCGUGCCCACCGCUGCCAGCAGACUGACCGAAGACAUUUUGCCGCCAGACUUGUAUGCCGAGUUGAAGCCCGAGUUGAUUGCUCCAGUUGUGGCUUACUUGUGCCACGAAAGCUGCGAAGAAAACGGCUCCAUCAUCGAGUCUGCUGCCGGAUGGGCCGGUAAGUGUACCAUCGUACGCGCAAAGGGUAACUUGCUGCGUUCAAAGAUAUCCGAUAUCGUGACCGUGGAGAACGUACGAGACAGCUGGGAAAAAGUGACCGACAUCACGGGGGCCGAGAGACUCGCCUCCAUACAGGAGGCCACCGGCCAACUCAUGAGCGAUCUGGAGAGGCUAAGCAACCCGACGGGUCCAGAAGGAGGGUCCGAUGGAAAUACGUUUAGUUUUACCAGCAAAGAUGCCAUUUUGUAUGCUUUAGGAGUCGGCGCCUCUACCGGAGCAACCAACGAACUAAAAUUCCUGUACGAAAACCACGAGGAUUUUCAAGUGCUGCCAACUUAUUACGUGCAACCGGCCCUCAUGGCGGUGAUGAUGUCCAGGACCACCACCGACGCCGUUCCCGGAAAAACCAUCGGUCUAGAGCAAGUUUUGCACGGGGAACAGUACAUCGAGGUGUGCGGGGAAGUACCGACCGAAGGAAAUCUUGUUUCUAAAGUUUCCGUCGAAGAAGUUCUCGAUAAAGGAUCUGGUGCUGCUAUUGUUAGCAAAAUCGAAACUUUCAACGAAUCCGGCGAUUUGGUGUUGGUAAAUCAGACCGUCACUUUUGCUGUGAAAGCCGGAAAUUUCGGUGGACCCAGAAACGGUGUAAAAAUCAUACCGACUCAACCAAAACCCAACAGGCGACCUGAUGCUUCCUUAAGUCAAAAAACAAGUGUAGAUCAGGCUGCCCUCUACAGAUUAUCUGGUGAUACUAACCCACUUCACAUUGACCCCAAUAUGGCAGGAAUUAUGGGUUAUGAUAGACCCAUACUGCAUGGUUUGUGUUCCUUAGGUUUUUCUGUAAGGCUUGUCUUGAGGCAGUUUGCAAAUAAUGAUGCUACUUUGUUUAGAGCUUGCAAGUUAAGAUUUGUAAAACCUGUUUUCCCAGGAGAAACUUUAAGAGUUGACAUGUGGAGGGAAAAUAAUAGAAUUCAUUUUGAAACUGUGGUUGCAGAAACUGGAGUAACUGUCAUUUCAGGUGCCUACGUUGAUCUAAAAUCAGUCAUGCAGCCCUUGGCAAAUAAACUGUCUGCUUCAAACUUGAAAAGUGAUGCUGUCUUCGAAUUUAUCAUUGACCAAGUAAAAGCCGACCCCAACAAGGCUAAAAGCGUUGGUGGAGUUUUUUUGUACAACAUCACUAAAGAUGGCAAACAAGCCAAGCAAUGGACCAUGGAUUUGAAAAAUGCCAAAGUGUACAAUGGAAAGCCAGAAGGAAAACCCAACACAACCCUGACAAUUUCCGAUGAAGACUUUAUGUUGUUGUCCGAGGGAAAACUGAACCCACAAACGGCUUUCAUGAAGGGAAAGCUUAAAGUAACAGGAAAUGUUAUGCUAGCCCAAAAGUUAGCCCCACUACUUAAAGCCAAUGCCAAACUGUAAAUAUUUAGUGUACUUUUCUAUCUACCAUAGGGUAUUUUAAUUUUUUUACACUUUAUUAUUAUUUAUCACAAACCUGUGUUUUAUGUCUAUCUUUUAUUCAGAUGGUGAUUUGUUAUUAUUUUUAUACACUUGUGUUAUUGUUAUCACAUGUUAUUUAAGUGUAAAAUAUGCAGUACAUUUUACAUUUUGUGCUGUACAAUAAAUUUAUUACUUUUUGUUU